This is a messenger RNA of Cyphellophora europaea CBS 101466, 993 nucleotides long. RefSeq lists its product as uncharacterized. NCBI's taxonomy places the organism in Eukaryota, Fungi, Ascomycota, Eurotiomycetes, Chaetothyriales, Cyphellophoraceae. The record is from RefSeq and is a predicted model, not a curated record. Gene Ontology annotation, molecular function: oxidoreductase activity, acting on the CH-OH group of donors, NAD or NADP as acceptor. Bases 1 to 993 code for a protein of 330 amino acids. The transcript is spliced from 3 exons.
AUGGAGAAGAACGACUUGAUCUUGAUCACCGGGGUGAACGGAUAUAUUGGUAGCCACACCGCGGAUCAAGCACUCGCAUCAGGCUAUCGAGUCCGGGGAAGUGUACGGAACCUCGAAAGCACGCAGUGGCUUCAAGAGUACUUUGACAACAAAUACGGAACGGGACGAUUCGAGCGCAUCUCUAUUCUUCACUAUGCGGCAGAAGGUCUGACGACCACAGAUGUGUCUGGAGUCAUUCACGUAGCUGUGGAUACGGCUCUUACCGGCAAGCCUGAGCCUUAUAUUUCUGAGGCAGUCAAAAGCAUUGUCAAUUUACUGAAGUCCGCCUCGCAAUCAUCGGUCAAGCGCUUCGUUUACACUUCAUCUUCAACGGCUGCGUCUGAUCCGAAAGUCAGUGUCGAAUGGACUAUACCUGUUGAUAGCUAUAACGACGAGGCGGUCAAACAAGCGUAUACCGAGCCCUUUGAACAGGCCAAGAUGUGGUCAGUCUACGCUGCCUCCAAGGCAACAGCUGAGAGGGCAGCGUGGAAGUGGGUCGCUGACAACAAGCCUUCAUUCGGCUUCAACACGGUUCUGCCGAACGCCAACUUCGGUCCUAGUCUGGUUCCAGCGCAGCAGGGACUUCCCUCUACAGGCGGCUGGCCCAAGAUGUUCUUCGACGGUAACUUUGAGAUCUUGCUACCCCUGCCGCCACAGCAUUUCGUUGACGUGAGAGACGAUGCGAAGAUACUUUUGAUGGCGUUGACCGAGCACGAUGUCAACAACGAGCGACUGUUUGCGUACGCGGAGCCAUAUAAUUGGAACCAAGUCCUCGCUAUCAUCCGACGCCUGUACCCCGACAGAAAAUUUGCCGAUGAUAUUCCUGGCAUAGGCAAAGACCUGAGCAAGCCUCCCAGCAAGAGGGCUGAGGAGCUACUGAAACGAUGUAACCAACCAGCGGGCUGGACUUCGCUUGAGCAGUCUCUGCGCGAUGCCUUGGCGAGUGUGCAAUGA